Messenger RNA from Carassius carassius (crucian carp), 1721 nucleotides. RefSeq names its product olfactomedin-like 1 (gene olfml1). Gene Ontology annotation, biological process: signal transduction. Bases 144 to 1316 code for a protein of 390 amino acids. The transcript is spliced from 3 exons. Lineage: Eukaryota; Metazoa; Chordata; Actinopteri; Cypriniformes; Cyprinidae. The record is from RefSeq and is a predicted model, not a curated record.
GAAUAACAGACAACCAGUUGCUUCUGGACUCCAGCUGGCUCCAUUUUACCAGACUGACAUUAGAUAAGAAGGGGGUUCGCUCGGUUUUAUUAUAUAACACUAACUAAACAAGAUAGAAAGAAAUCAAAGUGGAAAUAUACAUUAUGCUUUUGUCUUUGGUAACUGUAUUUCUUUGGCUUGGAAUGGGACAAGCUCAAAGGACAACUCCUGAUUUUAUGAUGGAAUAUUAUCAGAGACAACUUCAGCAGCUUGAGGGACGACUGAUCAAAUGUGAGCAAGACUUCCAACACUUCAGUCAAAGGAUGUAUGACAUGUCCAAGGAGAUACAUGGCGAAACAAGCAAGAUGAAUGCACUAAAAUCAGAGGUCAAAUGUCACAUUGACACAUUUGCUAUGCGUUUGGACCGAGUGGAGAGAGAUGUGGAAUACCUGCAUAAUAAGAUCCCCGACACCGUCCAGGUUGACAUUGAGGACGCGCUGAUCGAGCACCAGGUGAAAGAAGCCAAACUAAAAAAGACAUCUGUAAUCCCUAAGGGCAAAGACUGCAGUUCAGAAGUUGUGGGUAUCAAGUCUCUCAAAAUAGUCAAGAAAGCAGGUGACACCAAUGGUUCCUGGAUGAAGGAUCCAACAAAGGGUUCUGCUAAGAUUUACUUUUUUAGUGGCACUCGAAACAGUACAGUAUUAGCAUAUACCUCUCUGAAGACCUUCACUGAACCAAACUCCACCAAAAAAACAGAAGUUAUCCAUCUUCCUUUUCCCUGGCAUGGAACCGGCCAUGUGGUCUACAACGGCUUUGUGUACUACCACAGCGCAGACACCAACAAUGAGAUCCUAAAGGUCCACCUCAGCAACCGUACGGUGGCUGAUCGGUUGCUGCUGCCUGGAGCCGGUCGGAUGCCAGCAUAUGCCCUCAAUCCUCACACUCUGCUGGAUCUCGCCGUAGAUGAAAUGGGGCUCUGGUCGAUCCAUGCCGACCCAGACUUCGGCGGCAACCUGGUGAUCACCAAGCUGGACUACAGUAGUCUGGCAGUGGAGCACACAUGGGAUACCAACUGCAAUAGUCGUGAUGCAGAAGCAGCUUUCAUAAUCUGUGGAAUCUUAUAUGUGGUCUACAACUCCCACUAUGGUGGAAGGUCUAGCAUCCAAUGCUUGUUUGAUAUCCAUGACACCAUCUACACUGAGAGCAUUUCUGUGCUGUUCUUCCCAAAGCGUUACACUAGCCACUCCGCUUUGCGUUUCCACCCAAAGGAUAAGCAACUGUAUGCUUGGGAUGAUGGUUACCAGACCAUCUAUAAGUUAGAAACCAAGAAGAUAUAGGGAUAGGUCAGUUCUACGUAGUAGUUACAAAGAGGUCCUUUUAUCCAAUUGUGCUUUAUUCUUCUUCCCAAUCACUUAUAAUCUUCUUGUAAUUUAAUGGAAGGCACUUUGUAGUUGUGCCAGACUGCUAUUUCCUGAAAAACAAAGAACUCUUUGACCUCCUCGGUUCAGUCAGAGAACCCCAAGUAUAAUAUCUGCACUCUUUCUAUGAUUCGAGACAGUGAAAGAUGUGUAUCCAACAGCAGUAUCCUAUUCUAUAAAUAAAUAGCAUUAUAUAACAGGAAUAAUGCAUGUCUUUUAAAAGAAAAUAUCUUUUACAAAACGUGUGACUUUCAAAUGUACAGUAUUUCUGAGGAGGAGGGGGAUUACGGCUUGAAAUAAAACUAUAAUGUGUACCACACAAAA